Acanthochromis polyacanthus (spiny chromis) is the source of this 2276-nucleotide messenger RNA. RefSeq lists its product as uncharacterized. The transcript has 11 exons. Gene Ontology annotation, biological process: canonical Wnt signaling pathway; non-canonical Wnt signaling pathway. Gene Ontology annotation, cellular component: plasma membrane. The record is from RefSeq and is a predicted model, not a curated record. Gene Ontology annotation, molecular function: Wnt receptor activity; Wnt-protein binding. Bases 24 to 1982 code for a protein of 652 amino acids. NCBI's taxonomy places the organism in Eukaryota, Metazoa, Chordata, Actinopteri, Pomacentridae.
AGUAUUUCAGAUUAUUCAGAGCCAUGAAGCCUCUCUUGCUGGUGUUUUUGGGUUUGCGGCUGUCUCUUCAGCAGGGAUAUAGCAGGAGAGACGAUGGGUCAAACUGCAGGCCAUUCACAGCCAGCUUUUGUCAAGGUGUGGGUUACACCACCAGCCUCCAUCCCAGCGGAGUCCAAGGCUACACCCUGCAGCAAAUUGGUCAGAUUGUGGAGACGGCCUGCUCACCGGCCAUCGCCACCGUCAUGUGUCGUGUUGUGGUGCCUGAAUGCAACUCUGAGAAUGACAGCCGGCUGAAACCAUGCAGAGCUCUCUGUGAGAAGGUCAAGACGGAAUGUGAAUCUGCCCUCAGAGCAAAGAGGUUGUACUGGCCAACGAAGCUCCGAUGUGACACUUUACCAGAAUCCAACUGUAUGCAGAAUCAGAACAAGCCUGUAACUGAAGCUCCCCCUGCCACCUGCCAGCCAAUCACAGUUCCUCUCUGCCAAGACCUGAUGUACACAGAAACCCUCAUGCCCAAUAUUCUAGGUCACACUACACAGGGCGAAGCACAUCUGGCAAUACAAUCGUUUCAACCACUUGUUCAGGUGGGGUGCUCUGCUCAACUGAAGCCUUUCUUGUGCUCCGUCUACACUCCCAAGUGCGUGUUCGGAAAAGCUCAGCGUCCCUGCAGAACGGUUUGUGAGCAAGCACGAUCCGGCUGUGAGUCACUGUUGAUCAAAUAUGGUUUUCAGUGGCCGGACCAUCUCAAGUGCGACACAUUUACUACAGAGUUCUGCGAAAAUGUUGCAUUCAGCAGCUUUACGGAAACACCUUCAACAUGUCAGCCCAUCACCAUUCCUCUAUGCAAAGACAUGCCUUACACAGAAACUGUGCUGCCCGGCAUUCUCGGGCACAAAACCCAGGAUGAUGCAGGCCUGGAAGUGCAUCAGUUUUUUCCACUGGUAAAAGUGCAAUGCUCCCCUCAUUUGAAGCCUUUCCUGUGCUCUGUCUACGUUCCCAAGUGUGAGGCAGGAAAACCUCGACCUCCUUGCAGAACGCUCUGUGAGCAAGCACGAUCCGGCUGUGAGUCAUUGAUGAACAGGUUUGGCUUUCAAUGGCCAGAAUCCCUCAAAUGCGAAAGAUUUACUGCAGAGUCCUGUGAACAAUAUGGAGUGAGCAGCAGUGGAGGAAUCUGCGAGCCGAUCACCAUCCCGAUGUGCCAGGGACUGUCCUACAACCAGACCAUCGUUCCAAAUCUCCUGGGACACACAAGUCAAAGAGAGGCGGUCACAAAGAUGUCCUUUUUCAACUCCAUAACGCAAAGUGUGUGCUCCGUAGACAUACGCCUCUUCCUGUGCAGGGUGUAUGCCCCUGAGUGCGUGGCUGGACAGGUGCGGCAUCCCUGUAGGUCAUUCUGUGAGAAUGCCAAACGGGCCUGUGAGGAUAUGAUGAACAAUAUUGGCGUUUCCUGGCCACAUGAGCUGCAGUGUAGCUCAUUCUCAGAGGAAUCGUGUGUGUCUGAAGACCAUAGGCCUGAGAAUAUGAAUGCUGAAGAUGUCCUCAGUAAACUGAAUGCUGCCGGCUUUUCUGUUCAUGGCAAAUCCUUAACUCUCAAGACGGCCCAGCUUCUGUUGACUCUCAUGGAUGCAGAUAAGACCAAAGACUUGACUGUAGUGGAGUUCUUCAAACUGGAGCACUAUGUGGCUGCAAUCAGGAGAGAGUAUGUAGAGAGUUAUGAGAGCAGGAAUCCACCUGCUGUCACUGAGACCCAAAUGAAAAAGGGCCUGUCUGCUCAUGAAUUUCGUUUAGAUGACGAAACCUUCAAAGUUCUGUGGCAGGAAUAUGGCUCCCAAAAUGGGAUCGACUACGACAAAUAUGUGGCUGUACUGACAAAACUUCGGAUCCUCCAAGAUCGUUUCCAGGCUCAUCUGCAGAAUAUGCCAUGUGACUGCCAAGUGGCCACCUUCUCUCUGAAGCAGUUCCUGAAUUCAGCCAUAAUCUGAGGAUCAAGCAGGAGUAAAGCGAGAUGAACCAGAAGAGGGAUGGUUUUAUAAAAGUUGCAUAGCAUUUUAGUAGCACAGAACUGUAGGAACCAUAUGUGUGAUUAUAAAUUCAGUCAUCUCAGUUAAUCAACCUUCACUGUGAAAGCACAGAAACAUUAGACACUGAAACUGUCUGAGCUAUUUCAUUAUAAUGUAGAAGCUUCUUUUUUCUGCAUUUGUAUUUUGAAUAUUCCAUAUAUAACUUGCCAUUUUGCAGAACUGUUACAUCUUACAUGCAUAAAAAUGCUCAGCUGA